AUGGUGCUACAGCGCAUUCUCGAAGGCCAAGAUGUGGCGAAUCGCAUGUGGCCCCAAGAGAAAUUUGCCGCGUUUACUUAUGGUGUUGGCUCGAUGUUGGUGCACGACGGUGACCUCGAGACAUUAUUGAUGUGCCUGGAGAGUGCGGAGUGCGCUGUCGCCCAAGAAGAUUUAUGUGCAACAUUGCUGCACAGCCAACCAAGUUCGUACGACCGUCUUGUGCAGGCGUACCGUAUGUCGGCGGACAAGUUCCUUUUUCCUGAUAUCGUUAAUCGAGUGUUCGCGGAGGAAGCGCGUCAACACGAGCUGGGCAUCAAGGAGGAGCGCACCGCGAUGCUGGCUGGCCUCACCAAGAAUAUAAACAAAGUAAAGAAAAUAGGCGCGUGCUGGAAAUGCGGUAGUGUCGAACACUACAAGCGCGAUUGUCAAAAAGGCUUUGAACAAAAGGACAAAUCUUACAUUGCGUUUUGUGCGCUGGCUAGAGCGCAGCUCCGAUGGGACUAG
Messenger RNA from Plasmopara halstedii, 504 nucleotides. Its product is annotated as Zinc finger, CCHC-type. NCBI's taxonomy places the organism in Eukaryota, Oomycota, Peronosporomycetes, Peronosporales, Peronosporaceae. The record is from RefSeq and is a predicted model, not a curated record. The coding region runs from base 1 to 504 and encodes 167 amino acids. The transcript has a single exon. Gene Ontology annotation, molecular function: nucleic acid binding; zinc ion binding.